UAAGUACACACAGACCCAGACACACACACACGCACACAUCCAUAGGUAUAUACCUACAUAUACACAUUAUAUGUGGUCGGUAUCCACGCAUAUAUUGAACCCUCCACGUAUCCGCCCAGCCUGUUUCUUUUUCUUUUCUUUUUUCUUCUUUUUUUUUCCUUCUCGUUCUUUUUUUUUUUUUUCCCUUGCCGCCACGCGUUGCUUGCCACACCCCGCGCCUGCUUAGCGACGAGAAACAAAUUUUCCCUUUGACACACACACCCCCCAAACGGCCAACCCGUCGCCUUCUCCCGCUCCAAUUCACCUCCCGCUCUUUUUAUUUUAUUUUAUAUUUUGUUUUAUUCCGCGUAUCGCUCUCUUAUCGCUAUUAGUCCGGCCGCCACCCCUCUCUCGCUCCCCUCCUCCCCUCCCUCCCUCUUCAAUUGCAUUGCUCACUUCCGUGAUCGGUCUCAGACCUGACCUUGACGCAGACCGCACCACACAGCUUCAGCCAACUCUUCCCACCCCCCGUCCCCCCCCAGCCUCGGCUAGUACGGCGGUAUAUACGGAACUCUAGGGAUAGAUAGCCAGGGAAUUGCCUCGUCCCGCGGCCUUGCCACUCCCCCUCGAUAUCAUUUGCCAAUUGCGCGCGUUGCAUGGAUGGCCACACGGUUACCGGCGCCGUUUCGGCCCCGUCCACAAGCCCUACCAGCCCUGUGAGCUUACAUCGCCAUGGCUCCAUGAAGCGGAAGCGCAGCACCGGUGGUGGAGGAGGCGACAGCAGCCCCGGCAGCGUUAUCGGCGAUGAGGACCAGUCGCUCGCAGAACCCGAGAAGAAGAGGCAACCCGGCGUCAAGCGAGCGUGUAAUGAGUGCAGGCAGCAGAAGCUCAGGUGCGAUGUCGUGCAAGAUCCGUUCCAGAGUUGCUCGAGGUGUAAUCGUCUGAAGUUGGAAUGCAAGAUCGAGUCCAACUUCAAGCGCAUCGGCAAGAGGUCCAAGCAUGCCGAGAUGGAAAAGGAGAUCGACCGACUGCGGCGCAAGAUAGCACAAGCGAAAUCUCAGGGUUUUGUGGUGGAGGACGACGAAGACCUGCAAUCCCAAUUGCAAUCCCCCGUCGCAAACAGUGCGUAUUCGCAUACCCGAAACCCAUCGCUCAUGGGCUCCGAUGAGGCUGUCACCUCCCUUCUUACUCUCAAGCGGGGCGGCUCGUAUAGCCUGGCCGCAACCCAUUAUGCCUACGAGCUUGAGACAGUGAGGCUGACCGAGCAGGACGUCCACGGUCUAUUCCAGGAAUUCUUCACCUGCUACCACCCUUUCCUCCCCUUCCUCAACGAGCAUCAGUCCCCUGACCUUUACUACCAACAACACGCCCUGCUGUUCUGGACCAUCAUCGCUAUCGCCUGCCGCCGCUACCAUCCCAAGCCCGGUAUCCUGCACGAGCUGUCGAGCGGCCCCCUGAAUCGGCUGUUAUGGAGCACCGUAGGCGACGUACCGAACAGUUACUUCGUCGUCAAGGCGCUCUGUCUGCUCUGCACCUGGCCGCUGCCCACGAGCACGACGACGGCCGAUCCCACCCACAUACUAGGCGGCGUCAUGAUGAAAGCUGCUACCGGUAUCGGCCUACAUCGGCCGAAUCAUACCCAGGAUUUCUCCCGCGUCUCCGUCGAACUCAACAAGGACCAGCUCCAUGAUAGGGUCACCACGUGGGCUGUGUGCAACAUUGUCGCCCAAUCGAUAGGCACCGGCUACGGCCAGCCUGCGACGACGCUCUACGAUUGGACGCUGGCUAUCCGGCCAGGCGAAGACGGCCCUUUCACCCUGUCGCCCGAACUGGAGGCGAGGCUGAGGAUAGAGCGAUUUUGUGACAAAGUCUCCAAAGAAAUGUACAGUAAUGCGAGCGACCCCAGAGGCGUGGCUGGAGACGAGCACAGGGCGAUGCUGAUGCGGGUGUAUCGUCGGGACUUUCAGGAACUACAAGCGUCAAUCCUAUCCCAGCAUCUCUCGCCCAUUGUGGAGAUCCACUUGACUGCUGCUAAUGUGCAUCUUCGUCUCGCUGGCUUCUUCGACUCGAGCAGCACGCCCGGCUACAUGGACGACCUGAUGGGCCUGUGGCGGGCCAUCACCUCCUUCCUAGAUCUCCUGUUCUUGGAUUCGAACCAGCACAUCUUACUGUACGCCACUAACUACAUCCAGCAGAUGCUCGUCGCCGCCGGGUUUGCUCUGUUAAAGUUGAUGAGAUCCUUCUUCGCGAGGACGAUAGAUUUCGAUAGGGGGCGGACCCUCUUCCACAAGACGAUCAAUGCGAUCCGUUCGACUAGCGUCUUAGAUAACGAUCUGCAAUGGCGCCUGGCGGAGCUCAUGGUUCAGAUGUGGAACGGCGCGCGACUCGACAGCAGCAGCAACACCUCGCUACACGAAGACGAUGCGGCGGUUAUCGACGAUAGUCUUCAGCUUAAGGUGCGAUGCAGGCAUAGUAUGAGCCUCGUUUUCGACUCCAUCUGGCGCUGGAGGGAGGAGUACCAGGCUCAAGGACGUGGCACGCUCGACGCCCUCAAACAUCCAACUAACCCAGACUCAGCUAACGAGUCUUCAGCGUCUUCGACCCAUAUGGACAGCACGCUCCUGCCGCACAAUAGUAUCGCAAACCUGACGUCCAUCACGGCGACUAACGGCGCGAUAACCCCGACGGCUCCCCACGGCCUGAACACGGGCGCAAAUAGUAUGAUCGGAAUAGGCUACGGCAGCGACGCGAACUACGAUUUCUUCGACCCUCAACACUGGAUGCUCGACGGCUUAUUGGAUUUCAACUAUACGUUUGCCCAACCCCUGGAAGGCAUGUAGGAGGCUCGGCUCUCGUAUUCCGGCGACGCUUAUAGCGAGCUGAGGGACGAGCGCGCCCUCGGCGUCAUCGUUCGAGGGCACGAAGAGUACGAGGCGGAACGAAGCAGGUAUCAGAAUAUAGCCCUUGUAGAGGCAGGCGUGAGCGGAGAUUGUUCAUUUCGUCGGCCACCUGGAGUGGGUUCUAUUUACGUUCAAUCUUGGGGGGUAUCCCCAGCACGGGCAUAUUCACGAAUGAGGAGAUACGACUGGGAAGAAAUGGCUUAAUACCCCUCCGCAUCAUACGUGAUACCGAUAAAAAGGGGCACCUACAGAAGGUGCCUCGGGGGGUCUUGACUGAGGGACGCUUAUAUAUGAUGUAUCGAUAAAUGGUGCACUCCGAAAUAUGCCCAGUGAUCGUGUAGUUAGAAUCGAUUCGGGACAUGGUACGGGAUUAAAAUUGUUGAUUUGCAUUGCUUCCAA
Durotheca rogersii is the source of this 3278-nucleotide messenger RNA. RefSeq lists its product as uncharacterized. Gene Ontology annotation, biological process: DNA-templated transcription; regulation of DNA-templated transcription. Gene Ontology annotation, cellular component: nucleus. Gene Ontology annotation, molecular function: DNA-binding transcription factor activity, RNA polymerase II-specific; zinc ion binding; transcription cis-regulatory region binding. The transcript is spliced from 3 exons. The record is from RefSeq and is a predicted model, not a curated record. The coding region runs from base 636 to 2819 and encodes 727 amino acids. NCBI's taxonomy places the organism in Eukaryota, Fungi, Ascomycota, Sordariomycetes, Xylariales, Xylariaceae.